CACCCGGUUUUCUGACUUCUUCCAGCAUAUGACCGGCAAUUUAAGCAACGAUGCGAAUGCUGUCGAGCAAGUCAGCCGAACACAGCCGUGAAAAAAAUAAAAAUAUUUUGUACGACAAAGCAAAAAUUCGUCGCCAUAUUGAAUCCGAAGCGAGUGGUGUUAAGUUGUGUGGUGUAGAGAGAAAAUUUUGCACAUUUUCAAUUAAAUUUUACCUUUAAAAUUUGCAAUUACCAAACAAACAAUUAAGCAUAAUAAAUUUGUGCGUGUGCGAAUGUGUUAUUAAGCACAUUUGCUUUGUGAGCAUACAGGCAGAAAUAGUGAUAAAACUGGUGUGAUUGUUAAGCAGCAGCGUUUCAUGCAUUUGUGGAUCAGUGUGUGAAUAGCAGCGUGUGAUUGGAGUGUGGAUUAUUGAAAAAGUGUACACCAAAAGUGAUUUUCUGCUGGUCUAUAGAUAUAACUAAUUACUUUGUGUGCAGUGACUGCACACUAAAGGGUUAUAGCGUUAUUCGUGCCCAGAACAUAACCUAGACGCGUGAAAUCGAGAUGGAGACAAGUACGACCGCAUCAACGCCAGCCCCGACGCAGGCAUCUUCCAACAACGACAAUGAUGAUAUCGAAUUUGAUCCCAGUUUGGCCGAUGAAGAAAAACGUUUCUAUCUCAGGGCAUAUCCCUCUGUGGAUCUGGUGCGUGAGCGCAAGGUGCACUGCACAGUCUGUAAGACUCAUAUCGGAACUGCACCUAGCCAAGAGGAGAACAUCCGCAUGCAUCCGGUAUUGCGUGUAACACAUUGCUUGAAAUGCCACGACUUUUAUAACAGUGGCGAAUUCAGUAAAGGCGAAGAUGGGUCAGAACUAUAUUGUCGUUGGUGUGGUCAAGGUGGCGAAGUUUACUGCUGUUCAAGCUGUCCCUACGUAUUCUGCAAAUCAUGUAUUGUUAAGAACCUGUCUCGUGGUGUAGUAGUAGAUAUUGAACAGAACGAAAAUUGGAAUUGCUUUAGCUGCGCACCGAAAAUUCUUUGGCCAUUGCGUGCACAACAUUGGGCACUAAUACGUUAUAUAGACAAACAAAAGAAGUACAUCGAUGCGAAUCACCCUAACGAAUCUGAUAAGAGGGCGCUAUUGUCACAGGACCGUUCAACAUGCUGUCGUCUUGCCAAAUCGAAAUGUGGAAACAUGUCCGACUCUAUGGAAAGUCUAGAUUCUGCAUCAUCUCGACGCAGUCAAAGUAGUUCUAGCGCAAAAAAACAUUCGAAAUCGCCAGGUAGUCAUCCACAAGUACCCCCUGCGAAACGUAUGAAAAACUCAAAUGAUGAAGUUGUUUGUACACCUGAUUUGCUGAGUAUGUUGGAGCCGGAUUGUCAAAUUACUGUGCAACAGAAGACACGUCCCGCACCCUCACCCAUUACAUCAACUCCGAAAAUUAUAUCAUUACAAACGCACUCGUCAUCUCCGAACAGUAGUGGUAUUACACUGAAACCACAUAAUAACACUCCACCACCAUUAGUACUACGUAACACCGGCAUACCGAUCAGACAUCCCUCGCCUGCACCAAUUGUACGACGUACAAUUAUCGGUGCACGAAAUGCGCCAACAACCGGAAAUCAUACGCCAGUUUAUCACACUAUUAACGGUUAUCGUAUCGAUCUUAAUUCGGCAGCACAACAAGAAACAUUCCGUUUGCCCAAUGGCAAACUGAUACAGGUGAAGCGGCAGGGCACAAAUCAACCACAGCCCAGCACACCAUCACCGAGUAAUGCUUGGAUGCGGCAGGCAAGCCCCAUAACAGCUAUACAACAUGCGUCGAGUGGACGUCCUGUUCAAAUAACCCCAGCGCGUACAUAUUAUUCUGUAUCGCAACAACACCAGCAAAAUUCAAUGCAACAGCCGCAAAUGAUACGGUAUAGUAAUACCACUGUGACACCGGUUAGCGGUCAAAAUGGUGCUAUUCGAGGUACACAAAUACAAUUGAUCAAUGGUGUGCCUGUAGCGCCAACAGCUGCGCCUGCAACGGUCAAUUCGGCAACUGCAGUGCGUGCACCGGUCAUGGUGCGUCACGUGUUCCCCGACACUGCCAUCGGUCAAGCGCGUUCCCAGUUACAGGAUCAAGUCUUCAAUGCCAUGGAGAUUUGCCAACAUCUUACUGGUAAAGUACAAACACUGACCAACUCGAAUGCUUACAAGCAGGCGCGCAAUUAUCUCGAAGUCAAGGAACUCUAUAUACAUCUCUCAUAUCUGUUGACAUAUGCGAUUGGGCGUUUUAAGGGACUGCAGGAUAAAUGCUUGGGUGAUAUGCGGCAAUUGGGUUUCGUUAAUGAUGCGGAUAGCUUGGAAAACGGCCAGUUGGCGGCAGGCGUCGACUAUGUCCGUUACGGCCAACUUGAAGAUAUAGAUCUCUUCAAUACCAGCGCGAACAGUUUCCACAAUCAAGUGUAUGAAUAUCGCAAAAGUUUGCAUGCGAAUAUGGAUAAUGGCGAAGGCAAUGAUAAAAAACCGCCACUCUCACCGCUUAUGCCACUGGGACAGCUGAAUCGCGGCGGCGUCGACGGGGAAGACGACGAGGAUUAUGGUGAAAAUGACGAGACUGGUGAUAAUAGUUGGAUGAAAAAUACAAUGGACGAGCCAACAUAUUAUGACGACGGUGUCGAUAUGUCUGCCAAUGACGAUGUGGAUGCCACUGCCGAUGCUGAUGGCGAUGACGAUGAAAACGAUGCUGACGCUGAUGGCGCCGCUGAUUUUGAACAAUAUGUCGCACAGCAACAACAAGCAGUACGCUACAGCAAUAAAGCACAUUAUGGUACUGAAGAUUACAUGAGUCAGGAGGAGCAAACACAUGCACGCGAUCGCAAACUUGCGCGGCUCAUUGAGAAAUAUCCGGCCAUUUGGUGUACACGCCACCCCGACUAUGGCAAUUUCGAAGUGACACGCAGGUACUGGCGCAUCGUAGCGACACACUUUAAACGCACCGAGAAUAUAAAAUUGCGCUGGAAGAAUAUACGUAAGCGUUAUGUGCGCGUUGAACGACGCAUACACGAUGGUAAACGCUUCAACGGUUAUUUCGAUAAGACAACGAACUUUCUCGCCAAUCGCGAUCUGCCCGAAGAUCAGUGGGUGGAAGUGGACUGUGGCAGUGACGAUGAUGAAGCACAGCAGGUCGAACAUAAAAAGCCCAAUGUCAUCGAAAAGAGCGCACUAAAAGACGACAAAUCAUAUGAUUGGAAUAAUGAGGAUUGUGCGGCGGACGCGAAGGAUUACGAAAUGUCAGAUGGCGUGAAAGCGUUAGAAGUGCGCGCUUUGGAUAUGAAAAUCAUCAAUUUCGUUAAAUGUAAUCCGGUGUUAUGGCGCAAAUCUGGCGACUCGCAGUACAAUUCCGUCGAUGUGCAGUCGCGCAAAUCGCUGUGGAUGCACUUGUGGCGGAGUUUGCGUUCCCAAAGUAGUAUGCUAAAUGAUCUAAAUUGCGAGGAUAUAAUGGAUCGUUGGUCGCAUUUGUAUGAAAUGUACAAGUCCUUCCGCUUAAAAACGAUCAAGAGCGAAAGCAAACGCGCUAAUUUAGAAUUGAAAUACUCCAAAUAUUUGGCCAAAUUAUCAUUUCUCUAUAAAAUUGUCGAAGAAGAUUUACGCAAUGAGCAUUUAGAAAAUAUCGAUAUUGAUUUUACGCAAGAAAUAACGGAGAACGACAACCGUUUGCAGGACGAACCGGACGAUAAGGAGUUCAUGCUGCAGCUGGUGCGUACUGUGCAGCGCUAUCCAUUGUUGUGGGACUCACUGCAUGUCGAUUACUACGAUCAAGUGUUGCGCUCCAACUUCUGGCAGGACAUUGCCAGUGCCCUAAAGGAUUUCAAACGUAACGCAACGACAAUUAAAAUGCGUUGGCAACUGGCUCUGUUUAGCUAUAAGCGUUACAUGCGGGAACGUUUUACAUUCCCGAAGGAUAAACCGUUGCCAAAAUAUUGCCGAAGUUUACCAGUGGACGAAAUGUUUUUCCUCGAUCACUUACCGCUACAAUAAUAAGCGCUUUAGAUCUCUAUUUAAUACUAAAACUCUUUUAACUUUAAUAUAUUAGUGUGCAUAAGUUGACGUUAAGUAUUAGUACAUACGCUAAGAUUUGAUAAUUAUUUAUUUAUAUAAGUGUCGGCUAUAACCGCGUAUUUGUAUGAAUUGUACGCAAAAAUUGGCAGCUGAAAGUGAUGACGUUGCAAGUGCUGCCAGAAAUUCACGCAGAACGUGAUACUUUAAUACUUUUCCAAUACUGCUGCCAUCUCGAAUGGACCCAAGUUUUAUUUAUUUGUUUUUGGUAUUUUAAAGUGUUUGCUGAUAUUACUACGGUUAUAGUACUAGGUUACUUUAAGCAUUUUUUAAAUUUAUUUAGUAAGUGCCAUUUCUGAAAUAGAAGUAUGAAAUUUGUUGAAAAAUUUGCAGAAAUUAAAAGCAAUGAGCACAUUUAAGAAUUAUGGACAAACAAACAAAAACUUUUGAAAGUAUUUUAUUUUUAUUUAAUACAGAAAAUAAGCGCAUAAAUAGUCAUCAUGUUAUAAAAAAUAUUUAUAUUAAGCUAUGUAUGCUAAAAAUACUUCAUUUAUUAAGCAGCUAUUUUCUGUGCAUUUAAGUGCGAAACCAUUUUGUAACUUAACAAAUGCAUUAGUUUAGUUAUAUUUAUAUGUGAAAAUAAAUUUAGUAAUUCAUAAAUUAAAUGAUAAUGAAUGAAAUUUUUCGCUACAAAACCAAAACCGACUCUUCUUGCGCAAGUGCGUUAUAACAUAAAGUGAGGUUAUAAAAAAUUAAGUUUAAAAUGUUAUUUCAAU
Bactrocera dorsalis (oriental fruit fly) is the source of this 4799-nucleotide messenger RNA. RefSeq lists its product as uncharacterized. Lineage: Eukaryota; Metazoa; Arthropoda; Insecta; Diptera; Tephritidae. Bases 544 to 4005 code for a protein of 1153 amino acids. The record is from RefSeq and is a predicted model, not a curated record. The transcript is spliced from 6 exons.